Molecule: messenger RNA, 3130 nt
Organism: Salvelinus fontinalis (brook trout)
Lineage: Eukaryota; Metazoa; Chordata; Actinopteri; Salmoniformes; Salmonidae
Product: nuclear factor erythroid 2-related factor 2-like
Exons: 5
Coding region: 211-2055 (614 amino acids)
Biological process (GO): regulation of transcription by RNA polymerase II; cellular response to oxidative stress
Cellular component (GO): nucleus
Molecular function (GO): DNA-binding transcription factor activity, RNA polymerase II-specific; RNA polymerase II cis-regulatory region sequence-specific DNA binding
Source: RefSeq, a predicted model, not a curated record
UUGUGGGCAAGGCUAUCAGACUGCUUGGGGUUUUCCGUAAACUUUCACAAGAUUAGAAGCACUAUUUCCUUCAUAGUCAAAACAUUGCUGGGCCGGACUCCUCGCCUUCGGAUAGUCCACCAUUUUAUAUUUCUGUAAAGGAUUACAAAUAUAUUUUUUAUAUAGGCCUAUUGGGUUUUUCUUUACGAAGGGACAAGCCAACUAUCCACUAUGAUGGAAACUGAGAUGCAUAAAAUGAAUCCUAGUCAACAGGACGUGGACCUAAUCGACAUCCUGUGGAGGCAGGACAUUGACCUGGGCGCGGGGCGAGAGGUGUUUGACUACUGCCACCGUCAGAAGGAGCAUGAGUUGCAGCGGCAGCGGGUGCAGGAGGAGGAGAAGAGGCAGCAGCUGCUGAGAGAGCAGGAGAAGGCCUUGCUGGCUCAGCUACAGCUGGAUGAGGAGACGGGGGAGUUCGUGCCCCGCCUUGCACCCAGCGGCCAGUCACCACAGUCUGCCACCACCGCCGCACCCCCUCAAGUCACACAGAAUGUCAGCUUCACAGAAGAUGGAGAUGCCAUGUCAUUUGAUGAAUGUAUGCAGCUGCUGGCAGAGACCUUCCCACUGGUAGAUGCUACGGCGACCGCUUCCGCCUGUCAGGACGUCACCGUAGCUCCAGCCCCAAACAGCAACCAUGUCAUGAUGGCAUGUGAGCUGCCAGCUUUGACCCAGCCACCCAUUCUCCCAGCCUCCCAGCCCCCACAUAGGACCUCCCCAGAUUUGGAGCAGGCCUGGAUGGAGCUUUUGUCCCUUCCUGAGCUGCAGCAAUGCCUGAAUAUGCAAAUGAAGGACACACUGGAUCAGACAGGAGGAUAUCUGCCCACUAACACCACCCCUGAUGUGCAGGAUCCAAACUACAGCUUCUACCCAUUGCCCAACCUGGCAGAGGUGGCAUCAAACGCAGCAGAGGUCUGCCCACCUGAAUUCAUCAAUGCCUUUGAGGAGAGCUUUCCCAACAUGGCUCCUCUCCACCACCUCAAUCAGAUGACCCUAAAGGCUCCAGACCUAAAUACUAACUUCAGUGCAGCAACUUUCUGUGACGUAUUUUACCCAGACAUUGUCAACACAAAAGUGACCAGUGUCACCCUACCUUGUGGCCAAGGAAAUGGAGGUAACUCCUUGGCAGAGAUAUCACACAAGCCUUCUUUUACACCAAUGGAAUUACAUGACCUUUCUCCUAGAGAAGCAUUUGACAGAGGCAACAAAACUGAGAUAAUGCCAGAAAUUCCAGAUUCGGAUUCAGGUGUGUCUGUGGAGGCAAGUCCACAUGCUAGCUCCCCUGAGAAAUCGAUGUAUGGGGACGGCUCCUUUGGUGGCUACAGCGAUUCAGACAUGGAGGAGAUGGACAGUAACCCUGAGAGUGCAGAGUCUGACUACUCCGAGAUGUUCUCACUGUCUUUCCAACCUGAUGGUUUCCAGACUUCUCUCUCUGUGUCAGCUCAGCAGCAGGACAAAAAGCCCAAACAUGGCAAGACCGAGCCAGAUGAGGAGACUGGCCACAACGAUCCCCCCUUCACCAAAGACAAGAAGAGGAGACGCUCCGAGAAGCGUCUCUCCAGAGACGAGCAGCGCGCCAAGGCCCUCCAGAUCCCCUUCACUGUGGACAUGAUCAUCAACCUGCCUGUGGACGACUUCAACGAGAUGAUGUCCAAGCACCAGCUCAACGAGGCCCAGCUGGCCCUGGUCAGAGACAUCCGCCGGCGGGGCAAGAAUAAGGUGGCUGCCCAGAACUGCCGCAAACGCAAGAUGGAGAACAUCGUGGAGCUGGAGUAUGACCUGGACUCACUGAAGGAGGAAAAGGAGCGACUGCAGAGAGAGAAGACCAAGAAUUACAGCAGCUUGCGGCAGAUGAAGCAGGAGCUUAACACCCUGUACCUGGAGGUGUUCAGUCUAGUGAGGGAUGAGGAGGGGAAGCCCUACUCCCCGUCCGAGUACUCACUCCAGCAGACCACCGAUGGCACAGUCUUCCUUGUCCCCCGCAUUAAAAAAAUGCUUUUCAAGAAAAAUGACAACUAGCACUUCUCUGCUUUACUACUUGGUACUGCAUUAGUAAUAACACUAUGCAAUGAAUAACGUUGUAGAUGCUUGGCUUUAAGCGUUAGUAAAAUAGCAGAACUAUUAUAUAGUCCUUGCCUACUCUCCUUGAAUGCCUUUAUAAUAUUUUUGACAUUUUCGUUUUUUGUACUGGUCUCCAUUUUCUUCUAAGGUUGUUUUACUGAUAUUGCUUGUAAAUACAUUUAUACAUUAUUUGCUAUUGAGAUAUGAAAAUGUGAAUUGUAUAUAUCAUGUUUUAGUAUGCUAAUUAUAUUGUUGCAAUCACUGUUACUUAAAAGUCUGUUUUAUAAACUUUACUCUUUGAUUUGCACCUCCAUUUAUUUUGUAUCUUCUGACCCUUUUCUGCUUAAGGCAAGAGGGGGUGUGAUAUAUAGCACGAUGCAACGCGGAGUGCCUGGACACAGCCGUGGUAUAUUGGCCAUAUCACAAACCCCCGAGAUGCCUCAUUGCUAUUAUCAACUGGUUACCAAUGUAAUUAGAGCAGUAAAAACAAAUGUUUUGUCAUACCAGUGGUUUACCGUCUGAUAUCAUUUGCGGCGGCAGGUAGCCUAGUGGUUAGAGCGUUGGGCCAGUAACCGGAAGGUUAUAAAGCACUACAUGGCCUUGCACUCGAAUACAUGUCUGAUAUGCUUUUAAUGUCUAAUAUAUCUUCUGGCACUGGUCUUUUAGUCAUUCCAAAUGUCAGAACCAAAACUUUUGGUCAGGCUGCCUUUAGCCUCUACGGUCCUGGUCUUUGGAAUAGCCUGCCGAAUCUUAGGGCCUCAAAAACUGUUGAAUCUUAAGAUUUGUCUUAAGACAUACCAUUUUAGCCGUGCUAUUAACUAAAGUGCUUUUAGUUGUCUUACCAAUAUAGGAACUUUUUAUCCGCUUUUUCUGCAUAAAAUUUCAUAUCCACUGCUAUUUUAUUCUUAAUGUCUAUCUUUAUUUUAUAUUUGCAUAGAAACGUUUGAUCUUUCUCCACCUUUAAUUUUAUUUAAGCACUUUGAAAAGCAUUUGUAAGAAUUUUGCUAUAUAAAUAAAGUUGGAUUUGAUAGUA